This is a messenger RNA of Neurospora crassa OR74A, 240 nucleotides long. RefSeq lists its product as hypothetical. NCBI's taxonomy places the organism in Eukaryota, Fungi, Ascomycota, Sordariomycetes, Sordariales, Sordariaceae. The record is from RefSeq and is a predicted model, not a curated record. The coding region runs from base 1 to 240 and encodes 79 amino acids. The transcript has a single exon.
AUGUCAUCCAAACCAACCGGAACACCCUCGUCCAAAAAACCGAAACCCCUCUUCAUCCUCCCCAAAUCUCACUUCGACAAAGCCAAGUCCUCAGAAGACGCCCUCUCCAAACGUCCGCCGACUCCGUAUUACCCUCCUGCCCGCCAGUCUGAGGGGGAGAGUUCUGGAGUCGGUGAUGAGAAGGGAAAAGACCACCAGAAGGAGGAUGUCAAGGAUGCCAAGAAGAAGCAGAACAACUAA